ACACACACACACACACAGCUAGCCAGCCACAUUUUCUCAGGCAGCUCGGCAGACGGACAGCAGCAGACGGUGAGUAUAGAGAGGGAGCGAGACAGACAGAGCGCACGGCAGGAGAAAGAGGGGCUCGGACAUCCACCGAGGAGCGGAAGAGGAGUAGCCUACUACACCAGGAUUUAUCCCUUUCCUUUUCAUCUUUUUACCCUGUGAGUGGAGUAGACUAGGAACUGAAUCCCUGUGAUCUCCCCCUGGCUUGAGUUAAACCUGCUCCGCUGCCAAAGGACCUGCUACUUAUUUCCCUCUGCAUUAGUCCUCAGUAUGGCAGCCACGGUGGGACACCGGGGCGAAAUGUCCCAGACGAUGGCGACUUGUUUUGCCCACUGGCGUCUCACCCUGUGCGCUAUGUUGACCUGCUUCGGCGGCGGCGCGGUGUGGGGCUUUAACCUGGAGACCGCGCACACGCUGCACAAGUUGGGGGACCGCGGCACCUUCUUUGGCUUCUCACUGGCUCUCCACGAGCAACUUACCCCCGAGCCGCAGAGCUGGAUCCUGGUGGGGGCCCCACGGGCCGCGGGCCAGGGGGCCCAGCAGGGCACGCGUCCCGGGGCACUGUUCAGGUGUCCCAUCACGCCAGAGGAGUACGACUGUGAGCGAGUGGACAUCGACGGAGAUGUGAGUCUGGACAGAGAAAGCAAGGACAACCAGUGGCUGGGAGUCACAGUGAAGAGCCAGGGCAUUGGAGGGAAGGUGGUGACCUGCGCCCACCUGUACGAGCUACGGCAGCGGGUGAACCAGCCGUCGGAGACGCGCGACCCCAUUGGCCGCUGUUACGUGCUGAGCGAGGACCUGACGGAGAGGGACGACCUGGACGGGGGCGAGUGGAAGUUCUGCGAGGGCCGGCCCCAGGGACACGAGCAGUUUGGCUUCUGUCAGCAGGGGCUGUCGGUCAGCUUCACCCCCGACAACAACUACAUCCUGUUUGGGGCCCCGGGGACUUACAACUGGAAAGGCGAGAUGCGAGUCCAGCUCAUCAACCAGAGUCUGCUGGAUGUGGGUUUCUAUGACGACGGGCCCUAUGAGGUGGCCGAUCAGAGACAGCUGAACGCGCGGCUGAUCCCUCUGCCUUACCAUAGUUACCUGGGCUUCUCGGUGGACUCCGCCAUGGGCAUCAUGAGCCUUGGUGAGUUGACCUUCGUGGCGGGCGCUCCCAGGGCCAACCACACGGGGGCGGUGGUGCUGCUGCGGAAGGACAACGUGUACCGCCUGGUGCCGCAGCACAUCUUCUGGGGGGAGGAGCUGGCCUCGUCCUUCGGCUACUCGGUGGCCACCACCGACCUCAACAGGGACGGCUGGACAGACCUGAUUGUGGGCGCCCCCAACUUCUUUGACCGCAAGGCGGAGAUCGGCGGGGCCGUGUACGUGUACCUGAACCCCUUCGGCCACUGGGACGACCAGGCCCGGCCCAUACGCCUCAACGGCACCUACGACUCCAUGUUCGGCAUGACGGUCAGCAGCAUCGGGGACCUGGACCAGGACGGAUACGGAGACAUCGCGGUUGGAGCGCCGUUCGAUGGCGACGGCAAGGUGUUUAUCUACAGAGGGUCCGAUGCGGGCAUAGAAACGAAGCCAGCACAGGUCUUGGACGGGCGGGACUUUGACGUGAGGCGCUUCGGCUACUCCAUCUCUGGCGGCCUGGACGUGGAUAAGAACCAGUACCCGGACCUGGCUGUGGGUUCUCUCAACGACUCGGUGGUUCUCUUCAGAUCCCGUCCGGUCAUCCACGUGGUCAGGGACCUUUCUAUAGAGCCUCAGAACGUCGAUCUGGAGCAACGCAACUGUCAGGGCAGGGAUGGAGUCUGCGUGGAGGUGAAGGCAUGCUUCACCUUUACAGCCCACCCAGAACACUACUCUCCACACAUCACUCUGGUGGUCCACUUUGAAGCUGACGCCGAGCGCAGGAAGCUGGGCCUGCCCCACCGCGUUAACUUCCUGGGUCGCAGCUCGCUGAUGCCGGAGUACACUCAGACAGAGGAGGUGGAGCUGCACAGACAGAGGCACCCUGUGUGCACCAGCGCUGUGUUCCAGCUGCACGAGAACCUGGGGGACAAGCUGCGGCCCAUCUCCCUGGCCAUCACACACACCAUCAAGCCCGUCCCGCCACGCAGGCACUCGGGCUCCAAGCGGCUGGAGAAGCUGGCUCCCAUCCUGAACGUGUGGCCCUCCAACACCCUGCACUCUGAGGUUAACUUCUUGCGGGAGGGCUGUGGCGAUGACAAGAUCUGCCAGAGCAACCUGAAGCUGAGCUACCAGUUUGGAACACGACCUCUGAACUCUGACCUCUUCACCCCUCUGCCAAAAGACGAUGAGGGGGUGCAGGUGUUCUCCAUGACGGACCAGCGAUCGGUGGUCCUGGAGAUUACCAUCACCAACUCCCCCUCGGACCCCCAGGACCCCGACGAGGACGGAGACGACGCGCACGCCGCCCAGCUGCUCAUCUCCCUGCCCCCCACCCUCUCCUACAUGGGCUCCCGCAUCCCGGCACAGUCACAAGUACGAUGUGAGCUCAACCAAAAUGGCACCCAGACUGAGUGUGAGUUGGGGAACCCGGUCAAACGAGACUCUACGAUAAAAUUCUCCAUCAUUUUAGGAACUUCCAAUAUCACCAUAGAGACAACCGAGCUCAAAGUUGAUCUCCUUUUAAAAACAAUCAGUGAGCAACCAGACCUGGCGCCAGUCAAAGCGCUUGCUAAAAUGGUGAUAGAGCUCCCCCUGUUGGUCAGUGUGGUGGCCCGUCCCCACCAGCUGUUCUUCAGCGGGGCCGUGAGGGGCGAGAGUGCCAUGUCCACGCUGGACGACGUGGGGAGCCCUGUGGAUUUUGAGUUCACGGUAUCCAAUCCAGGCCAAGAGGUGCAGACGCUGGGGUCAGCCUUCCUCAACAUCUUGUGGCCGUAUGAGUUGGCCAAUGGAAAGUGGCUCCUGUAUCCUGCCAGCCUGAAGUUCGAGAACCACCCGGACAUACGCUGCACCUCGUCAGAGGAUCUCAACCCGCUGAAACUCUCCCACAGCAAGGAUGUAGAAGAGGCCCUGCAGUCCAAACAUCUGAGGGCGGGGAGGAAGAGCCGGUCUCACCCUGAAGACGAGGGUCAUGGGGGCCAGGUGAUGACGAAGGGCAACGCGGGACGGACCACCCCGGCGGUGGCUGCCUCAGAGCGACGAAAGUCCCUCAAACUGGACUGUCUGUUGGGUUCUGCACGAUGUGUGCUCUUCCGGUGCCCCCUUUAUAGUCUGGCCAGUCAGGCUGUCCUCAAAAUACACGCCAGGCUAUGGAACAGCACGUUCAUAGAGGAGUUCCCAUCCAUCAGUGCUCUGGAGCUGGUGAUCCGGGCCAACGUCACGGUGAAGUCCACCAUCAAACACCUGCUCCUCAGGGAUGCUGCUGCUCAGGUUCCAGUGAUGGUGUACCCAGAGCCCGGCCUGGCCGACCAGUACCAGAUUCCCUGGUGGAUCAUCCUCAUUGCCGUGCUGGCAGGCAUCCUGCUGCUCACCCUGCUGGUCUGCCUCCUGUGGAAGUGUGGCUUUUUCCAGCGGGCCCAGUACAAAGACAAGGUGCCCCAGUAUCACGCGGUGAAGAUCCCUCGCCAGGACCGACCUCAGUUCUCCACUGAGAAGCCGGGGCCCAUCCAGAAGAAGGAAUGGAGCACCCACUGGAGCGAUAGCGCCUCCUAGCUGACCCUGUGUGCACUGCACCCCACACUCACCCCUGGUUGAGCUGCUGCUGACGUCCCCUCAAGACAACGAUCGACUUGUAAAGUGAACGGGGACCCGAUGUCAUCACCAACUGACUCUGCUCAUCGUACUGUAGCAAUAUUAAUGGAUUCAAUGUGCGUUAUUUCGUGAGCUGGUCUUUCUAUCUUCUGCCUUCUUCCUGCA
This is a messenger RNA of Gadus morhua (Atlantic cod), 3927 nucleotides long. It is a transcript of the gene itga7, whose product is annotated as integrin, alpha 7. The coding region runs from base 316 to 3723 and encodes 1135 amino acids. Gene Ontology annotation, biological process: cell adhesion mediated by integrin; integrin-mediated signaling pathway; leukocyte migration. NCBI's taxonomy places the organism in Eukaryota, Metazoa, Chordata, Actinopteri, Gadiformes, Gadidae. Gene Ontology annotation, molecular function: integrin binding. Gene Ontology annotation, cellular component: integrin complex; external side of plasma membrane. The record is from RefSeq and is a predicted model, not a curated record. The transcript has 25 exons.